AAAUUUAGGAAAGGUUGAUGGUCUCAGUAACCAUGAAAAUUUAUCAGCGGUACAAAUCAACUCAAAGGUAUGGCGGAUAAAUUUCGUCUCGGAUCUCGAAUUGUACGGUUAAUCGGUGGUAGUAGAGGGAAAAAAUUCUCGGCAUCUCCUGACGAAAGGACGUCACAAAAGGCGUCUUCCAAAUCGUCAGGUAAAUCGUCCUCCAAAUCAACGAUCGGCGUAUCACCGCCGAAAGAUUUUCAUGCAGUUCUAGGAGUAAGCCGGGCGGCUACAUUAAAUGACAUAAAAAAGGCGUACUAUCAGCUGGCUAAACAGUUCCAUCCGGAUAAAAGCAACGUUCAACACGGAACCGGCACGGAUAGGGUCGAAAUGGAAUUGAAAUUUAGCCAAAUUACGGAAGCGUACGAAGGUUUGAUGGAGGAAUUGAAAAACCGUACUGAGAGUGUAGUUGACUUGAAUCCCGCCCUGUACCGUGAUGUGCAACGAAAGCAUAUAUUGCUACCGAAGGGACAGAUGGAAAAAUCUGCAAAGCUCGGCGCAUUGGUAAACGAACUGAACUAUGAAGAUGUAGUGCUUAGUCUCACCUUCAAGGAAUCGAUAGAAGGCACGGUUCGAGAGCUUACGCUACCUAUUGGUAUAAAAUGUGACCGCUGUUCGUUUACCGGAUCCCAGUCGGUUCGCGAUGCGGAGGGUAUAUGUACCGUCUGUCACGGUACGGGCAAGCAAGUGUUUCAUUCCGAAAGUGGCAAUCUAUUAAUGCCUUGCAAGUUUUGCAACGGUACAAAGCACACACGGCAGAAACUAACGUGUCCCAAGUGCCAUGGGAAAGGAAUUGUCAUGAAAAAUCAUAAGCUGACCGUUUGCAUUCCAAAGGCUUCAAAGGACAAGGAUCGAUUGAAGGUUCGCAUACCGGGCGUGCAGCGACAGUUGAACGUCAUACUGCAUGUGCAAGAUUGCGACCACUUUCGGCGUAACGGCCUGAACAUAUACUCGACGGAGCAGAUUACGAUGCUGAAAGCGAUCAGGGGAGGCGAUUUGUCCAUCCGUGGUAUUAACGGGAUCUUCAACAUCUAUCUCGAGCCCGGCACACAGAGUGGUACAGAGCUGCGCAUUCCUGCCAAAGGACUUCGUGACGAGAUUCAUCACGAUGUAGGCGAUCACGUUGUCACUCUUCAGAUACGUCUACCGAAAAACUUAACGCCCAGACAGCUACAACUGCUAGAAGAAUUCGAAAGGGCAGUCCAUAGCGAUGCUUGAGGUGGAUGCUUACCGUUUUCACAUUGAUACCCCACUGGCAAUCGGUCCAACGCUCUUUCCAUGCGCGUAGCAGCAUCAGCUUGAGCAGCGUGGUUUUGCUGGUAGUUUUUGAAUUAUCCAUAAUCAUACUGAAGCACUUUUUAGUUAAUAAAAUCUCCAGCAAAGAACGGCGAACUGUACAAAGUUGUUUACGUCCACAGACAGUCACUCAUACAACAUCACACCGUAGCUGUCUCAAAUGAAGGGGAAGUGAAAUCGUUUACAAUCGUCAGUUCGAUACUCAUUAUGCCGGUGUGCAUCAAGAUAUUCCGUGAAUCGGAUACCAUCCCGUGAACGAGAUCAGAUUAUAGAGAAACUUAUGUUUAUUUCGAUAUGAACUAAAUGAGCACUUAAAAUUACAGUUGUUCUAACGGUAAGGAUGCACCUGA
Anopheles funestus (African malaria mosquito) is the source of this 1685-nucleotide messenger RNA. Its product is annotated as protein tumorous imaginal discs, mitochondrial. The record is from RefSeq and is a predicted model, not a curated record. Gene Ontology annotation, biological process: negative regulation of apoptotic process; mitochondrion organization; protein folding. Bases 70 to 1257 code for a protein of 395 amino acids. Gene Ontology annotation, molecular function: heat shock protein binding. The transcript has 2 exons. Gene Ontology annotation, cellular component: mitochondrion. Lineage: Eukaryota; Metazoa; Arthropoda; Insecta; Diptera; Culicidae.